AUGAAGACCUUAUUACUCAUUAUUGUCCUCUGCAGAGUGCUCUCGUGGGCUUGGCCUGUUCUCCCAAGCUCUGAACAAACUACAGAAAAGGAAGCCCAGCAUGUGGAGAAGGAACAUUCACACACUUUGAACAGAAUUAGGAGGCGCAGAUAUGAUGUUCUUGGUACAUCGGAAUAUACCUUGUUACCAGACUUUGCAAAAUGGGAGAACAGAACUGUGACAUAUAGGAUUUUGAACUACACACAAAAACUGCCUCAGGCUGAUGUCGAUGAAAUCUUCAAGGAAGCAUUUGAAGUAUUCAGUAAUAUCACCUGUUUGACCUUCAUGCAGAGUUGGGAUGCAUCAGAUAUACAGAUCCUUUUUGGUGCUGGCAUCCAUGCAGAAGACUGUCCCUUUGAUGAAGAAGAUGGUGUGCUGGCUCAUGCUUAUUCAUCUUCUGCGGGUGGCAACAAAGCUUUUGUCCAUUUUGAUGAGGAUGAAAACUGGACAAAGGAUUUCAGUGGAAUUAACCUUAUGGCGACUGCUGUUCAUGAAUUUGCCCACAUACUAGGUUCCGACCAUUCAGCCAGCCAGGAAUCUCUGAUGUAUGAGUUCUAUGGAAACUCAAAUACAACCUUCAGACUUUCCCAGGACGAUAUUGAAGGCCUCCAGGCUCUUCACGGUAAGUGUAGCUUCCUGUCUGAAAGAAAACCAGGAAACUGUUCUCAUUGGCCAAGCUACCCAGCACCACCAACUGAAAUUCCAUCUGAACAGAUGUCCCCACCUCUGUGUGAACAAAAUAUAACUUUUGAUGCUGUCAUCACUUUCAAAGGAGAACUGCUUUUCUUUGACGGUGAACGCUUAUUACGGAAAGAUCCUGAGAAAAGAAAAUAUGAGAUGUAUAUUGAUUCUCUUUGGCCAAUUCUGCGCUGUGGCAUCGAUGCUGCUUAUGAAGCUGAAGGCACCACAUAUAUUUUUUAUGGUGGGAGGUAUCGAACUGCUAAUGAGGACCUCUCAAAUCUAAGUUCAUCGCAGUUUGUCUACACCCUGGGUCUCCCUUCCACAGAAAUGGAUGCAGCUGUUCAUGAUGAGGAAACAAAGAAAACAUUGUUCUUUGCAGGCGACGAGUACUGGAGAUACGAUGAAGAGACAAGGUCUAUGGAGGAGGACUAUCCCAGGAAGAUAGCAGCUGACUUUCCUGAAAUUGGCUCAAAAGUGGAUGCUGCGUUUCAGUAUAAUGGAAGUUUGUAUUUACUCAGAGGCCCCAAUCAAUAUGAGUUUGACCCUAGAACUUACAGAUUUAUUGAAAUAAAGAAGACCAACACUUGGUUUGACUGCGAAGAAUAA
Heteronotia binoei (common prickly gecko) is the source of this 1326-nucleotide messenger RNA. Its product is annotated as stromelysin-1-like. The transcript has 10 exons. The coding region runs from base 1 to 1326 and encodes 441 amino acids. Gene Ontology annotation, biological process: extracellular matrix organization; proteolysis; collagen catabolic process. NCBI's taxonomy places the organism in Eukaryota, Metazoa, Chordata, Lepidosauria, Squamata, Gekkonidae. Gene Ontology annotation, cellular component: extracellular matrix. The record is from RefSeq and is a predicted model, not a curated record. Gene Ontology annotation, molecular function: zinc ion binding; metalloendopeptidase activity.